Molecule: messenger RNA, 2627 nt
Organism: Saitoella complicata NRRL Y-17804
Lineage: Eukaryota; Fungi; Ascomycota; Saitoellomycetes; Saitoellales; Saitoellaceae
Exons: 2
Coding region: 51-2627 (858 amino acids)
Biological process (GO): transmembrane transport; intracellular iron ion homeostasis; intracellular copper ion homeostasis
Cellular component (GO): early endosome; membrane; Golgi apparatus
Molecular function (GO): voltage-gated chloride channel activity
Source: RefSeq, a predicted model, not a curated record
CACGGCGGUUAUACUCCAUGUGAAGCGAUCUUGCAAUUGCCAGCGAUACAAUGGGUCGACGAGGUGAUCCACAGGAUGGUCUCUCAAUACCCCUCCACACACCCCGCUCCCACUCCCACUCCUACGACCACGAUCCACCACCGCCGCGACAACCCUCCUCCCGCGAAGAAGAAGAAGACCUCCAAGAACUCCGCCGCUACGAAGACUUCACAACAGUCGACUGGGUCCAAGACGCCCACCGCUCACAAACCCGCAAGAGAAUGAAGAGGGAGGAGGCCGAAAGACGAGGCGAACGAAUCAGCACCUGGCGCGAACGCCUAGAACAAAUCUACGAUGACGGACAAGCGUGGAUUGUAGUCUCCCUCGUCGCGACGCUGAUUGGGAUUAAUGCCGCACUACAAUCUAUCGUUACGGAAUGGCUUUCGGAUUUGAGGGGGGGGUAUUGUGCGUCUGGGUGGUAUCUCAAUCGCAAGUUUUGUUGUUGGGAGGCUGAGGCACAUUGUCCGGAGUGGAGGCCAUACAGUACGGGGAUUGGGGCGUAUCCGAUCUUUGUGUGUUUUGCGGCGGGGUUCGGGUGGGUGAGCGCCUAUCUCGUCCGAGAGUUCGCGCCAUACGCUGCUGGCUCUGGAAUCAGUGAGAUCAAGUGUAUCCUCGCCGGCUUCAUCAUGAAGAAUUUCCUCGGUGCUUGGACGCUGUUGAUUAAAUCUUGUUGUUUACCACUUGCCAUUGCUAGUGGGUUACAGGUUGGGAAGGAAGGGCCGGCGGUUCAUGUUGCGGUGUGUACGGGGAGUGUCGUGACACGCUUUUUCUCGAAAUAUCGCGGGGAUGCGGGGAAGAUGAGGGAGAUAUUCACGGCGUGCUCCGCCGCUGGAGUCGCUGUUGCGUUUGGCGCCCCCAUCGGCGGCGUCCUUUUCGCAUUCGAGGAGAUGAGUGCGGGAGGGGCUGGCUUUCCGCUCAAAACACUCUACCGUACGUUUUUUUGUGCGUUGAUUAGUGUUACGGUACUCAGUGCCCUCAACCCCUUCCGCACCGGCCAACUCGUUCUCUUCCAAGUCACCUACGACCGCGACUGGCAUUUUUUCGAGAUCGUCAAUUUCCUGUUCCUCGGCGUCGCGGGCGGACUCUAUGGUGCGUUCGUGAUGAAGUGGAAUAUUCGCUAUGUCGCCUUUCGGAAACGAUAUCUUGCGCGUUGGGGCGUGCCGGAGGUCGUGGGGUUAGCUGUUGCAACGGGGGUUGUGGGGUGGUGGAAUUUGUGGGUGAGGAUGGAUAUGACGAAGGGGAUGGAGAUGUUGUUUCGGGAGUGUGCGCAACUUGAAAGUUGGGAGGAUGGAGCUGGGUUGUGUGAGUAUGGGAGUAGGUGGAGGGUUAGUGCGUCGUUACUCAUCGCUACGGUCAUGAGAAUCUUUUUCGUGAUCAUCUCCUACGGCGCGAAGAUUCCCGCGGGGAUCUUCGUCCCCUCCAUGGCCGUCGGAGCCACAUUCGGCCGCCUCGUCGGGAUCGUGGCGAAUGCGAUUCAACAGACGUUCCCCACCUGGAGUGUGUUCGGGGUUUGUUCGCCCGAUGUACCGUGUAUCACCCCCGGGACGUACGCAUUCCUCGGCGCAGCGGCGGCUCUGAGUGGGAUUAUGCAUAUCUCUGUCUCGGUUGUGGUUAUUAUGUUCGAACUCACCGGAGCGCUCAACUAUGUCCUUCCAUGCAUGAUUGUCGUUGGCGCAACCAAAGGCGUGUCGGAGUACCUCGGUAAAGGCGGGAUCGCGGAUAGGAUGAUUGCGGUAAACGGGUAUCCAUUCCUCGACUCGAAGGAGGAGAGGAAUUUUGGGGGGGUGAGGGUUGGGGGCGUGAUGCAGAAGGCACGGGGGUUGAGGGUCGUUACGGUUAGGGGGAUGAGGGUUGGGGAUGUGGAGGGGUUGUUGCGCGAGACGGAGUUUAGGGGGUUCCCGGUUGUUGGGUGUGUGAGAGACAUGGUGCUUGUUGGGUGGAUUGGGAGGAGGGAGAUUAGGUAUGGGCUUGAGAGGGCGGGUGUGGGUGAGGGUGUUGGGGGCAGGGAUGAUAGGGAUGUUGAGUGUGUGUUUGGAGGGAUGACUGAGGAGGGGAUGGAAGGUACGCCCGACCUCUCCGCCCCCGCUCCAACGUACGACACCGACCCCAACGUCAUCGAUUUCACCCGCUACGUCGAUCCCACCCCACUAACAGUCCACCCCGCGCUUCCCCUCGAAACCUGCUCUUCCCUCUUCCAAUCCCUCGGCCCACGCGUCAUCCUCGUCGAACACUACGGUAAACUCCGAGGCCUGGUAACGGUGAAGGAUUUGUUAAAGUUCACGGCUAUGCUCGAAAAUCGAGAACAUCCACGGGAUUAUGAGGGGGAGGAGGAGGAGCAGAGGCGGGCCUGGGACUUUUUGGGUAGGGUUGGGAGGAGGGUUAGGGGUGUUAGUGGGGAUUUGAGGGGGAGGUUGGGAGUGGGGGGAUUUGGGUUUGGGUUGGGUGGGGGGAGUCCUGGGAGGAGGGCGGAGGCGGCGGAGGCGGCGGAGGAGUUUGUGCUUGAGGAGGAGGAGAGUGAGAGUGAAGAUGAUGAACGAGGAUUGGGGACGCAUGAUGGGAAUGGGAAUAGGUCGAGCGGGGAACGUUAA